AUGUCUAACUUUGAUGAUCUCUUGAACCCUCGCUCUCUCGAAGACAACCCAUUCGCCGACUCGAACCCGUUCGCGCAGCCCACCACGCACGACGACGAUCCCUGGGCCAGUUCCGCGCCCUGGGGCUCUGCAUCCUCCAUCCCCUCGCACGACUCCCACGGCGGCGGAUUCGACGAGUUUAAUCAUCAUGCAUUUGCCGACGUACCCGCACGUGAGCGGGAAGAGAUGAUGGAGGAAGUGGAUGAUGAGGAAGAGGUGGUCAAGACGCCCGUUGCGGCGCCGAGAGAGUUGGAGGUCGAGCCGGCUGUGGACCCGCUUGAUGCGCCUUCUGCCAAUAUUCCGGAGGAGGAACCUACGCCUGCGCCAGUGCCUGCACCCCGUACACCUACGCCUCCAGCGCCGGCUAAAGCCGAAACGCCACUAUCGCCAGGAUUCCGCGAAGUCACAUCUUCACCUCCACCCACAAAUGAUGAAGAAGAGGAGAAGGCAAAGAAGGACGAGGAGGAAGUGGUGAUUGGCGCUGCCGAAGAAGAAGAGCGCCGGCGAGCCGAAGAGAAAGGCAAAGCCCCAGGCCGCGCAGAGGAUAGCCCACCCACGCGACCCGUCUCGCCUCCAUCCCCACUCGAAUCCACAACACCCAAAGACCUUUCCGUGCCAGCCAAAGACGAAGAGGAUGGCGCACCUCCAAGCGCACGGAUGCCCCAUCGGCAAACUCCGCCGUUGCCCGCGCAUCCGCCUACGCCUUCGCAAUCGCAGACUCUCGAUCCGCCCAGUCAGAGUCAGAGUAGCAGCAGCGUGUUCAGCCCGCUUGAUGGAGCUGGUGCACCCGUUGCCCCGUUCAAGGGCCUGAGUUUAGGCGGGAGUAACGAUGCGGGGAUUGGAGGGUGGGACGAUCCGUUCGCUAGGCCUUACCAGCCUGCUGUCCAGACGCCUGUGUCUGCCCAAGCCGAGGAGGAGGAAGAUGACGAUGAUGAUAAGCCGUUGCGUCCUCGACCUAUUGAGAAGACCACUAGCGAAACUUCGCUCUCUGGGAGUACCGACGACGUAGCAGCACUGCAGAACGGCGUGUCCGAACGCAAGGAUCAACCUCCCGUCUUCCAGAUUACAGUCUCGGACCCCCAAAAAGUCGGCGAUCCUAUACGCGGAUAUACUAUGUAUACGGUACAUACGAAGACGUCAAGUCCUCUCUUCGCAAAACCGAGCUUCUCAGUUCUCAGGCGAUACAGCGACUUCUUAUGGUUGUACGAGACGCUCGUGGCGAACAACCCAGGUGUCGUCGUGCCGCCUGUACCAGAGAAGAACACCUUCGGCCGGUUCGACGAAGAGUUCGUCCAAGCCCGCCGCCGCGGCCUAGAAAGCUGCGUAUGCAAGAUGGCGAACCACGAAGUCCUAUCAAGAGAUAAGGACUUGAAGCUCUUCCUGGAAAGCGACACGUUCUCGCUCGACAUCAAGCACCGUAAGGCGGAAGUGGCCAACUCGCAAGGAGGCGUGCUCAGCAGUAUCAGCUCUACGCUCGCUGGACCGCGGUUCGUCGAGAACGACGAGUGGUUCGACAGGCAGAAGAUGCACCUCGACACGCUCGAAACCCAACUCCGCGGCCUGAUCAAAGCCAUCGACUUCGUUGCGCGCCAACGAUCCGAGCUGGCAGCCCAAAACGCCCUCUUCGCACAAACCCUAACAGAUCUCUCAACAUCCGACAUCGGCGCCUCCCUCUCGCACUCCAUAGGCGCAUUAGCUGAAAUCGAAGCCCGAGCCGAAAAGCUCGAGGCUGCGCAGGCUAGUGCGGAUGCUACGUCCAUCAUGGCUGUUGCGGAGGAGUACGUGCGAUUGAUUGGUUCUGUGCGGAUGGCGUUCAAUGCGCGGAUAAGAGUGUAUCAUGCAUGGCAAGCCGCUGAGCAAGAGGCAAGGAGGGUACACCGCGAGCACGAGCGUAACCGCGCAGCAGGCCGCAUCGCACAAGACCGCAUCCCACACGCACUCAAUCUCGUCGCAGACGCCGACCGCCGCGCCCACGAAGCCCAAACGCACUUCCAGUCCGUCUCCCUCCUCGUCAAACGCGAAGCCGGCCGCUUCGAGCGCGAGCGCGUGGCCGAUUUCCGAGCGGGGCUCGAGAAGCUGCUCGAUGGGAUGAUCGUGAGGACGAGGGAGAGGAUUGCGAUGAGGGAGCAGGUGCAGGGGGUGCUGUUGAGUAAGGUUGAGAGGGUCGGGAAUGGAGGAGGGGGGCAGGGACAGCAGGUUGUUGGGAAUGUUAUGUGA
Peniophora sp. CBMAI 1063 is the source of this 2256-nucleotide messenger RNA. NCBI's taxonomy places the organism in Eukaryota, Fungi, Basidiomycota, Agaricomycetes, Russulales, Peniophoraceae. The record is from the annotation of a GenBank genome assembly.